AUGCUGUUACCUAUGUUUAAGAUCAAAUUAGUAAGGAUACUAUCUAAUAUUCUCAAUAGUACAUCAAAGUUUGGGAUUGAGAUUAUUAGCGCUUUUCCACUUCAAGGAUACCAUACAGAAAAGAAACCAUAUAUCUCCUCGAAUGAUCUAAACUGUCAAUACUAUUAUCGUAAAGUAGCCUUAUCUGUGAAUAAUUACAAUCCAAUAAGCGAUAAUGAGUAUAAUAAUUCAUUAUUUUUCUCAGCACUUUCACGGGAUUGCACUCUUGUUCUCACGUGGGAUAUUGAGACAUAUAGCUCACAAAAAAUAGGUGAGGUGCCUAAUACAAAAUACGAAGAAGACGUUGUGUUCAUGAUUUGUAUGACUGUUCAUUGGAAAAAUGAUCCUGAACCGUUAAAACAAAUCUGUCUUAUCAAUAGUUAG
Molecule: messenger RNA, 423 nt
Organism: Funneliformis geosporum
Lineage: Eukaryota; Fungi; Glomeromycota; Glomeromycetes; Glomerales; Glomeraceae
Source: the annotation of a GenBank genome assembly